This is a messenger RNA of Macrosiphum euphorbiae (potato aphid), 369 nucleotides long. NCBI's taxonomy places the organism in Eukaryota, Metazoa, Arthropoda, Insecta, Hemiptera, Aphididae. The record is from the annotation of a GenBank genome assembly.
AUGUCUGGUCUAAAUCAUGUACAAAGAGUUCGUUUAUUGUAUAAAACUAUUUUAAGGCUACACCGAGGCUUACCAAAUGAAUUACAAGAACUAGGUCAAGCAUAUGUUCGUGAUGAAUUUCGUAGACAUAAAAACUGUAAUCCUAAAGAAACUCAAAUAUUCAUGAUGGAAUGGAGUAAAUACACAUUGACACUGUCAGAGCAGCUUUUAAAGAACGCAAAAUCAAAUAUUGGUUUUGGUAAAAAUAUUGAUAAAGAUGAUGGUGUAUUAGACUCUUUCACAGAUGAUCAAAUUGUACAACUUUAUAAUUUAUUCAAGGAAACAACUGGAAUCAAGGACAAAACUAUUGAAUCUGAGCUUUCAAAAUAA